CCUGCCCCUGUGCCCUCAGCCUGCCCCUGUGCCCUGAGCCUGCCCCUGUGCCCUGAGCCUGCCCCUGUGCCCUCAGCCUGCCCCUGUGCCCUGAGCCUGCCCCUGUGCCCUGAGCCUGCCCCUCCUGCCCCUGUGCCCUCAGCCUGCCCCUGUGCCCUGAGCCUGCCCCUGUGCCCUGAGCCUGCCCCUGUGCCCUCAGCCUGCCCCUCGUGCCCCUGUGCCCUGAGCCUGCCCCUGUGCCCUGAGCCUGCCCCUGUGCCCUCAGCCUGCCCCUGUGCCCUGAGCCUGCCCCUGUGCCCUGAGCCUGCCCCUGUGCCCUGA
Messenger RNA from Osmerus eperlanus (European smelt), 321 nucleotides. Its product is annotated as small proline-rich protein 2D-like. The annotation marks the transcript as partial. NCBI's taxonomy places the organism in Eukaryota, Metazoa, Chordata, Actinopteri, Osmeriformes, Osmeridae. The transcript has 3 exons. The record is from RefSeq and is a predicted model, not a curated record.